Messenger RNA from Harpegnathos saltator (Jerdon's jumping ant), 1661 nucleotides. RefSeq names its product putative odorant receptor 85d. Gene Ontology annotation, molecular function: odorant binding; olfactory receptor activity. The transcript is spliced from 5 exons. Bases 165 to 1283 code for a protein of 372 amino acids. The record is from RefSeq and is a predicted model, not a curated record. NCBI's taxonomy places the organism in Eukaryota, Metazoa, Arthropoda, Insecta, Hymenoptera, Formicidae. Gene Ontology annotation, biological process: detection of chemical stimulus involved in sensory perception of smell; sensory perception of smell. Gene Ontology annotation, cellular component: plasma membrane.
UACUAAGUUAAUAUUAAGAUUAGUCAAUAAUUAAGAUAUGAAUCAGCGUCUAAUCUUUAUGGAUAUGCACGGUUAUUGAAAAGUAUUACGUAAUUGAUAAAUUCGGUAUAUUUAGAAAAAUAUCAAGUACAAUAUAUAAAAAAGGAAUAAGUAAACGCUCGGUGAUGCAUGUAUUAGAAUUUACACUAUCAAUUCUCACAGUCGCCGGAGCUUGGCGACCGCUGUCAUGUACGUCGUUAGUGAAAAAUGUUAUAUACAAUGCUUACACAAUUUUAUUGAGUACAGCGGUAUUCAUGUUUACCACGACUCAAUUCAUGUAUCUAAUAUUUAACGCUAACAAUGCGGACGAAGUAACCGAGACGUUAUAUGUGGCCCUGCUUGGAUUGAUUGGAAAUUUUAAAAUAAUCACGAUAAAUCUCAAUCACCAGAGUUUCGCGGCUAUGCUCGAUAAUCUAUCAGAGAAACCGUUCAAACCGAUGGAACAGAAUGAGACGAUAAUACGAGCAAAGUUUGACAAAAUGAUUAAGACUAAUGCAAUUGUCUAUUUAACGCUCAUAGUUUUGACUGAUAUAUACAUGACUUCGACAUCUUUACUUAUGGAUUUCAGAAGAAGAGACUUAACGUUCAAGGCAUGGUUCCCGUUUGAUUACUCGGUCUCUGUGAUAUAUUAUUUUUUGUACAUUCAUCAAAUGAUCAGUGUAACACUAUGUGGUUUCUUGAAUGUCGCUAGCGAUUGCUUUUUCUCCGGACUAUUACUCCAUAUUUGCUGCCAGAUAGAGAUCUUAGAGUACCGUUUAUCAAGGAUCGCAAAUAAUCAAGCUAAACUACGCGAAUGCGUGCUUCACCAUUACCGCAUAUUCGAAUUUGCCGAUAUGUUGAACGAUAAAUUGGUAAUUGUCAUCGGUAGUCAAUUCAUAGGAGCUUGUUUGGUGGUGUGCUGCCUUCUUCUUCGUUUAACAAUAUCAACAUCCAGCUUCAUGUAUAUUGAAACGGUAAUGUGUACAGGUUGCGCGUUAAUAGCGAUAUUCUAUUACUGUUGGUUCGGAAAUGAAGUCAGAUUGAAGAGUAUACAGUUAUCGGAAAAUAUCUAUAAAAUGGAGUGGCCGGAUUUCAAUAAUGACGUGAAAAAGUGUUUCUUGAUUAUUAUGAAUCGUGCCACCUCGUUACCCAUCAAAUUUACCAGCGCACAUAUCGUCCCUUUGAAUCUCGAGUCUUUUGUGGUGGUGCUUAAAACGUCGUAUUCAGUUUUCAAUCUAAUGCGUCCGACGCAAGAAGAAAAAUAACUAUUUAUUAAAAUUACCAGUUUUGGAUUACCUUUGUAGAAUGAAGAUACGAAAUUUUCUCCAAAGUGAGACAAAUAGAAUUAACCGUAUGAACUAUACUAUAUGAACUGAAAUACCGACUGUAUCGUAAUUGUAGCUUGUAAAAGCUAUGGGUUGUAUGUAGAUUCGUAGGAUAUUCAUGUUUUAUUCACACACUGGUAGAGCUGUAAACAAUAGAAUCACGGUAACCAUUUCAAGCGCUUUGUCAUCCUCAUGCUUCUCAAAGUAUAUUUUACUUUAUUUAUAUCUGAGUGAUUCUAAUUUGUCAUGGCAUUGUCUGUUAUUUAUGUUAUCUUAAAAUGCAGAGUAAACAUGAAACAUCAUUGAGAAAAAAUUUCU